Messenger RNA from Pyricularia pennisetigena, 1821 nucleotides. RefSeq lists its product as uncharacterized. Gene Ontology annotation, molecular function: ATP binding; protein serine/threonine kinase activity. Gene Ontology annotation, biological process: protein phosphorylation. NCBI's taxonomy places the organism in Eukaryota, Fungi, Ascomycota, Sordariomycetes, Magnaporthales, Pyriculariaceae. The record is from RefSeq and is a predicted model, not a curated record. The transcript has a single exon. Gene Ontology annotation, cellular component: cytoplasm. Bases 1 to 1821 code for a protein of 606 amino acids.
AUGUGGUGGGACACGACACGAAUCCAACAGACUGUUACGAGGGAGUUCAUAUAUUCCAAUAUUUCGCAUCCUGAUCGCGAACUCAUCGGCCGCCCAGUCGUAUCCAGGGGUGGCUUGACCGACCACAACUAUGGACGUUUGAUAUUGGAGAGGGCGAAGCGGAUAUUUCUCAUUUUGUUAGAUCUCGGCUGCCCAGAGCGCAUAUUUGCUGCUCUAGAAAAUUCGUGGGAUGAUAAUGACCUGCCCCUCGACCCUGAACAGGCGCAGCAGUUAUUAGGCUCACAAUCCCAAGGUAGCAAGGCCGGCGAUCGAGGACUCGAGCACAGCUUCUGCGAACGACAGUACAAGUACCUCUUGAGGUUCCUCCGCAAGGGAGGCCACCUGAACUAUCAACCUCUGGAGGUGGUGCCGCUCGACAUCGUUCGCGAGGCCUGGACACCGCUGAGAGAAACGCGCAGCAGAAUCGUUCACAAUGUCAGCUUGCCACAGUAUCCUGGCCAGGUUUUUGAGCGGAGACGAUUCCAGCUGGCGUCACUAGGCGCUGGUCCAUACCUGCGAAAAGGUGAAAUCUGCCAGGAGAUUGAACAGGCUCGCGCGUUGCAGAGUGUCCAUCUUGUUUCGUACUUUUGCUCGUACCAACACCGGGACUAUGCCUACGUCCUUUUCGAGCCUGUCUCGGCGAGCAAAACAAGAUCUCUCAGGACGUUGCUGAGAUCAACGACCACCGACACGGCCAGUCCCGUAGCGUUCGUCAGGAGAACAAGACCAAGACGGAAGGGCGGCGCGGAUGGGGUGAGCACGCAGCCGGGGCGCGUUAUCAACUGGAUUAAUUGCCUAGCUGACACGCUUUGCAUGAUACAUGGGACCGGCUUGGCCCAUGGUAACAUCAGGCCGUCGACCAUUCUGGUGAAAGACAACGGCGAUAUUCUCCUCUCCGACUUUACGAAACUAAACCCAUCAGUCUUGGCAAGAUCCCAGGGCCUGAAUAGCUUCGACAGUGAAGAGUACAACUAUGCCGCUCCCGAGCAAUGGAUUCGCGCCACCUCGUCCCUGUUGCGCGACAGAAGUCUUGAGCUGCCGCACCCAGCCACAAGAACUUGCGAGUCCAGAAACUUUGGAAUCUCUCGAUCAUCUACCGAAAGUGACUGUACACGUCCGACAGGCAGCCCUCCUACGGCAGGCGUCACAUCACCAGGCUGUAUCGACCCCAGGGCUGCCGACGUGUUUUCCCUCGGCUGCAUCAUACUCGAAAUACUCGGGCUUCUGCUGGGGAUGUCGAGCAAAGCCUUUGCCGAGCAUAGAGCUGCGAAGCAAAGAACCCAUGGGCGUGGCAGCUCGAUCCCCGACUCUUCGUACCAUCGUAAUCUCAGUCAAGUGGAGGGGUGGAUGGAGUCCCUAGCUGAAAAGGCAACGUCUCAAGAGAGAGAAGACAUGACGGGGGGUUUUGGGGAUGUCAAUAUAUUUGCGGCGGUUGUCCCCUCGCUGCACAUGACAUCACGGAUGCUGGCAGUCAACGCCAUGGAUCGGCCAUCCAUGGAGGAGGUCCAAAGAGAGAUGUAUCGAAUAUUGACCGAAGUAUGUGGCAUCGACGAACCGCAUUGCAAUCCCAGUCAGAGCGCACAUGCGCAGGCUGAGCUCUCGAGCUCUCGAGCGAACGGCAACAGCUUGAUAUCAACAGCGGCUUUUCCGAUUGACACUACCAGCGAGGAGAGUGAGCCCACGCUGAUGACCUUGUUGACAAUGGAGAGGACCAGGUCACCACCGUUGACUCUCUGUAGCGGGUUGGAAAAAAUCCGAGACUUGCCUAUCAGAAGCAAGUAA